Molecule: messenger RNA, 559 nt
Organism: Meriones unguiculatus (Mongolian gerbil)
Lineage: Eukaryota; Metazoa; Chordata; Mammalia; Rodentia; Muridae
Gene: Mrps21
Product: mitochondrial ribosomal protein S21
Exons: 3
Coding region: 173-436 (87 amino acids)
Biological process (GO): translation
Cellular component (GO): ribosome
Molecular function (GO): structural constituent of ribosome
Source: RefSeq, a predicted model, not a curated record
CGCGGGCCGGCCUGGUCUCUAGAGACGGACGAAGAGUCCUUUCCAAUUCGCAGCGAAAACCUUUUUGUUUAUUUGUUUCGAUUUCCUGGCUGUCCUGGAACUCCGUAGACCAGGCUGAACCUAGAGACCCGUCUGCCUAGCUCUUGGAGAAUGAAGAUUUGACUACGAGGCCAUGGCUAACCAUCUGAAGUUCAUUGCCAGGACUGUGAUGGUUCAGGACGGGAAUGUGGAAGGUGCUUACAGGACCCUGAGCAGGAUCCUCAGCAGCGAUGGGCUCAUGGAAGCCAUAAAGCGCCGACGCUUUUAUGAGAAACCCUUUCGCCGCCGCCAGCGGGAGAGCUAUGAAUCAUGUCGAAGAAUCUACAACAUGGAAAUGGCUCGAAAGAUCAACUUCGUGAUGCGAAAGAACCGCGCAGAUCCAUGGCUUGGCUGCUAAUGCCUGUGGUCACAUUAAUCCUCUGUUCAGCUCUUUUCUUUAUCCAAUCCCAAUUUCUGUUAUAUUUUUCACAAUAAACUCAGUCACAGGUGAACAAGGCUUUCCUGUGCAGAAGCUCUCUCA